Cucurbita pepo subsp. pepo (vegetable marrow) is the source of this 755-nucleotide messenger RNA. Its product is annotated as transcription factor MYB14-like. NCBI's taxonomy places the organism in Eukaryota, Viridiplantae, Streptophyta, Magnoliopsida, Cucurbitales, Cucurbitaceae. The record is from RefSeq and is a predicted model, not a curated record.
CUGUUAGGGCUCUAAAGAACUCAACAUGGUGAGAGCUCCAUGCUGUGAGAAAAUGGGGCUCAAGAAAGGCCCUUGGACCCCUCAAGAAGAUCAGAUUCUCAUCAAUUAUAUCACUCUCUAUGGCCAUGGAAAUUGGCGAGCCCUCCCAAAGCAAUCUGCAGGAUUGUUAAGGUGUGGAAAAAGUUGCAGGCUUCGGUGGAUUAAUUAUCUAAGACCAGACAUUAAACGAGGAAAUUUAACCAAGGAAGAAGAGGAAACCAUUAUUAAGCUACAUCGAGUGCUUGGAAACAGAUGGUCGGCAAUUGCAGCAAGGUUACCGGGAAGAACCGACAACGAGAUAAAAAACGUUUGGAAUACCCAUUUGAAGAAAAGACAAAAUUACACCGCCAUGAACCGGCGAAUCUGCGGCGGCGACGAAGAACCUGCAACACAACCCUUCAAAUUUACGACCUUUCACUCCAUGCAGAACCCUGCUUCGACUUCUUCGCCGCCCCAUUGCUCCCGUGAAAGCUCCUCCAUCGUCUUGCCGGAGAACGGUGACUUGUCGACGAAUAAUCUGCCCGAAGCCGACGAAAACUUCUGGGUGGAAGUUUUGGCCGGCGAUCAGAUCGCCACCGUGGAGAGCCAACAGGGAUUUGGAGGUGAAAGCCAAGGACAGUUUGAUAGUAUGAAUUUUUGGUACAAUAUUUGUUCGAGGUUAUAACCCGAACCAAUCCUACCUUAUUUUAAAAAUUAAGAAUAUUUGAUGUUUGAAA